This is a messenger RNA of Protopolystoma xenopodis, 216 nucleotides long. The record is from the annotation of a GenBank genome assembly. Lineage: Eukaryota; Metazoa; Platyhelminthes; Monogenea; Polystomatidea; Polystomatidae.
AUGACACUCCGACGUGUCUUUUGUGUCGUCAGGUCGACUUACGUGGAUCUAAGCCUUAGACGCCCAACCAGCAGCCGUGGCAUCGAGAACCGGCCCCUCGAGAUGGCAUCGAUCUGUCCGUCAAUAGGCGGUGUCUGUCAACUUGUGUGCAUUUUAGCACACCUCAGGUCUGAGUUGCCGGACGCGGGGGAAUACAGCGGCUGGCGGGGUAAUUGA